Callorhinchus milii (elephant shark) is the source of this 4144-nucleotide messenger RNA. RefSeq names its product protein HIRA. Gene Ontology annotation, molecular function: nucleosome binding; protein binding. The transcript has 25 exons. The record is from RefSeq and is a predicted model, not a curated record. Gene Ontology annotation, biological process: chromatin remodeling; DNA-templated transcription; regulation of DNA-templated transcription. Gene Ontology annotation, cellular component: HIR complex; nucleus. The coding region runs from base 108 to 3305 and encodes 1065 amino acids. Lineage: Eukaryota; Metazoa; Chordata; Chondrichthyes; Chimaeriformes; Callorhinchidae.
CGGAGGAGGUGACAGCGGAACAGUGAGUGGCUCUCGCUCCCCCUUUUGAGGUUUGGUGCACUUGUGGAGCCGGACCUUUGUUCCCGGCUCUAUGAUCCGGCGGAGUGAUGAGUGCGCCGCCCGGUUCCGGUGGGAGCGGAAGUGCCGGUGCGGGAGCGGAGGGAGAGACCCGGGCAGCAUCGGGACGCCGAGCGACACCCGCCCAGAAGGAAGGCCGGUCCCAGGCCCGACCCCCGCCCAGGGCCCAGCGGCGCAGUAUGAAGCUGCUGAAACCCGCUUGGGUCCAUCACAAUGGUAAGCCAAUAUUUUCUGUGGACAUCCAUCCCGAUGGAACAAAGUUUGCAACAGGUGGACAAGGCGAGGAUUCAGGGAAGGUUGUUAUUUGGAACAUGCCACCAGUUGUGCGGGAAGAGGACGAGAAAAAUGAGAAUAUCCCCAAAAUGCUUUGCCAAAUGGAUAACCACCUGGCCUGUGUCAACUGUGUGCGAUGGUCCAAUAACGGACUGUACCUGGCUUCGGGCGGAGAUGACAAGCUGAUCAUGCUUUGGAAGAGAGCUGCGUACAUCGGACCAAGCAGUGUUUUUGGCUCCAGUAGUAAACUGGCCAAUGUGGAGCAAUGGAGAUGUGUUUCCAUACUUAGAAGUCAUACGGGGGAUGUGAUGGACUUGUCCUGGUCACCCCACGAUGCCUGGCUCUCCUCCUGCAGCAUUGAUAACACCAUUGUUAUUUGGAAUGCUCUAAAGUUCCCAGAAAUUAUUGCAACACUAAGAGGACAUUCAGGACUGGUGAAGGGGCUCACCUGGGAUCCUGUUGGAAAGUAUAUCGCAUCCCAGGCUGAUGACCGGAGCUUGAAAGUAUGGAGGACCUUGGAUUGGCAGCUAGAGACCAACAUCACCAAACCUUUUGACGAAUGUGCUGGAACAACACAUGUGCUGCGGUUAAGCUGGUCCCCAGAUGGCCAUUACCUCGUGUCUGCUCACGCCAUGAACAAUUCAGGCCCCACGGCACAAAUAAUUGAGCGCGAUGGUUGGAAAACAAAUAUGGAUUUUGUUGGACAUCGGAAAGCUGUGACUGUGGUGAAAUUUAACCCCAAGAUCUUCAAGAAAAAGCCGCGGAAUGGAAGCUCCAACAAGCCAAGCUGCCCGUAUUGCUGCUGUGCAGUGGGUAGCAAGGACCGGUCACUCUCAGUGUGGCUAACAUGCUUGAAGCGACCCCUGGUGGUGAUUCAUGAAUUAUUUGACAAGUCAAUUAUGGAUAUUUCCUGGACGCUGACUGGACUGGGGAUGUUGGUGUGCUCCAUGGAUGGCACAGUGGCGUUUCUGGACUUCUCACAGGAAGAGCUUGGUGAUCCACUCACUGAGGAAGAAAAGAACAUGAUUCACCAGAAGACCUACGGCAAGAGUUUGGCCAUUACAACAGAGCAGCAGCUUUCCACCACCAUUAUUGAGAACCCAGAGAUGCUGAAGUACCAACAGCAGCAGAAAGAGCUGCUGGAACAAAAGAAUGCCUUGGCUUCCAGGCAGAUGGCAGCCCCCAAAAUGACAAACAUGGUCAAUGGCGAGAGUUUUGAGGACAUUCGGAAGAAUUUGCUGAAGAAACAGAUUGAGACCAGGACAGCUGAUGGACGGAGAAGAAUUACUCCCUUUUGCAUCGCUCAGUUAGACACAGGGGAUUUUUCGACCGCUUUUUUUAAUAGCGUACCUAUCACGGGCGCACUUCCGGGCUCAGGGCUACCCUCACAGAUCAGCCAGUCGCAGACCACCUCAGACUCCAACGCUGCCAAAUCCGUCUCUGCCAAACUAACUCAGGACCCUGCACCAGCCACCACAAAGCCAACCGAGGACACACCCAACAAAGACGGGUCUGCAGCCAUCAGUGUAUCCAGUGCUGUCCCCACAAACACUCCAUUGUUAACUUCCCCUUCAAGGAUUGAACCAAUGAAAGCACUUGACUCAAGGUUCACUGAAAGAUCCAAAUCAACUCCAGGAACCACUCCCAUCUCAGCUGCUGUCAGGCAGAGUGACUUGGACAGGAGUAAAGAGCAGGGACCCUCCAAAGACUUGAAGCUUAAAGAGGUUCAGGAGAGUAGCAGCGACAGCGAAGAGAAGAUCCCAGCUUCCAAAAUCUCAGCAUUGUCCAAACGGAAGAGUGAAACCGAAGGGGAGGUUGUAGAAAAAAAGAAGAAAGGCCGACCGAGGAAGGAAUCCAAGCAAACACUCACAGCCAUUGCAACUCAGGCGGUUCCAACAACAGAGAAGGAGACUCUGCGAGUCUCGGCGCCCCCGAUCGUCUUCAAACUCCCAACACCAACGCCAAAGAAAGCAUUUAAUAUGCAGGUGAGCUCUGAUCCAGCUAUGUACAUAGAAGUGGAGAAUGAGCUCUCUGCAGUCGCUGGGUGCAAACUGAGCCGGUUAAAGUGCAUGAGGGAAGGAAAAGAAUGGGACACACUACUAACCAGUCGAAUCCUCACUGCUGCAGGGAGCUGUGACCUUGUGAGCGUUGCUUGCGAGGAGCGGACACUAUCAGUAUUCUCAGCCAGUGGCCGACGGCUGCUACCCGCUAUCCUCCUCGGAUCACCCAUCUCCACAUUGCACUGUGCAAGUCACUUUGUGAUGGCUCUCAUGGCUACUGCAACACUCUCUGUCUGGGAUGCAAAAAAGUUGACCGUGCUAGUCAAGGACGAGUCACUAAUCACUAUAUUAUCAGGUAACGACAUCACUAUCACUCAGUCGCUGCUCACACACCAUGGUGUUCCAGUCGUCACCUUGUCCAAUGGGAAGUCGUACUGCUUCAACACCUCACUCUGCACAUGGAAUCUGAUCUCGGAUAAGCAGGACUCACUGGUUCAAUGUGCAGAUUACCGGAGCUGCUUAACAUCUCAGGAGGCCAUGUUGUGUUCAGGGCCACUGGCUACAGUACAGGGCUGUGGGAUAAAUGCUGGCCGCCAGGCUGCCAGGCUCUCCUCAAUGCCCCACGCCUUUCAGCAGGGAACAACACUGGCAUAUCUGGAGAAUCAGGUCGCAGCUGCAAUGACGCUAAAAUCCAGCCAGGAAUACAGGCACUGGCUUCUCAUCUACACACGCUACCUGGUAAAUGAAGGAUUUGAGGCUCGCCUAAGGGAACUGUGUAAGGAUUUGUUGGGUCCUGUUCACAAUUCAUUCAGCAGCCAGUGGGAAUCGACUGUGCUGGGCCUGCGGAAAAGAGAGCUGCUAAAGGAGAUGCUUCCAGUCAUCGGACAGAAUCUCAGAUUCCAGAGACUCUUCACAGAAUACCAGGACCAGCUGGAUCUACUAAGGGACAAGUAGCACUACACAGCAUUUCAAAUGGGAUCAAUUCUCAACCCUCUGGGAGAUCUGCUCUGUCCAGCCGGUGGCCCAACUCAGGAAAGAAGAACAUUGAGGAUUUGGGUUUAACCCGGGAGAAGAGCCUGUGUUCUGUUACACAAAGCCGGAUCACUCCAGUGGCAGAUGUGCUCAGGAAACGGCGGUGCUGGUGCGCUAGCCUGAACAUAUCAUUUCACAAUAACAGUACCGAAGCGCACUGAAUAUCCGAGAAAUGGUCUGCAACUGCACUGGGAAGCGUUGGUGACUCGGAGGCAGGUGACAGCUCUCUACCCAGCAACUCGUUGCAAUUGACCAAGAUGGCAUCUGCAUCCAACAUGUAACGGACACUGGCCCUCUUAUUGCCAGAUAGAAUGACUUGUGGUCGUAGCCCACUAUAAGCUACUAUGCUAGUACUGUGAGACACAGCAGCUUCUCAGCUGCCCUGUCCUUUAGCAGAGGAUGAUUCAGAUCUGUGGACUGAAACUCUCCGUCUUUUCAGUUGGAAGAUGAGCUGCCGAGUUCAGACUUUUGUAUAAUGUAGUUUUCUCUUUGGCUGAUGUACUAAAUUACAAAUCCGUUACUGUCUGUCCUUGUUAAAAGUACAAAAUGAAAAAGAAAAGUUCUAACGAGAGUAACCAUGGACCUGGUGGAGAUGUACAGAAUGCAAUCUGCCCUUUGGUACCUUUUAACUGUUUAUACAGGCACAUUUGUUUUUUUUAUAAAAUAAAGAUAGAAUAUUGCAGUUCUAUUUUUGCCCCUUGGAGUUGAAACCUGCUCAUUUUGCUCACCGCUGUUAUGGGCAUCCAUGCCAGACCUGAGAG